Egretta garzetta (little egret) is the source of this 2410-nucleotide messenger RNA. It is a transcript of the gene DHRS7B, whose product is annotated as dehydrogenase/reductase 7B. Gene Ontology annotation, cellular component: membrane. Gene Ontology annotation, molecular function: oxidoreductase activity. Bases 1181 to 2110 code for a protein of 309 amino acids. The transcript is spliced from 8 exons. NCBI's taxonomy places the organism in Eukaryota, Metazoa, Chordata, Aves, Pelecaniformes, Ardeidae. The record is from RefSeq and is a predicted model, not a curated record.
AAAAGAUAUUUUUUUUUUUCCUUUUUUUUAUCCCCCCCCCAUUUUAAAUAACACCUUUUGAUUUCUGAAAAUAGCCUCCCAGUUGGUGCCAUUUGUCAUGUAAAGGACAAUGUGGUUCUAGGUGGCUGAAGCUAAAGCAGAACAGGCGUUGCUUAGGGAAACUAGCAUGGUUUUAGUUUCUUUUAGGGCUUGAUCUCAUCUUUGCUGCCUUUAGCACACUCUUGACCUUAUUAACUAAGAUCCUUAUUCCUCUGGAAAUCAUUGUUUUAUGGGGUAACAUCCAGGUUUGUUCUAAGGGGAAAGCAUUUUUUUUUAACUGGAUAUAUGUGAUUUAUUUUAUGGUAAGCCUUUCAAAAAGUUUCCAAUCACCUCUAUUUUCUUACAUUAUCGGUGUUCUUAUUUCUGCUCUCUAAUAACCUGCGUGUUCCAGUCCUGCCUUUUGGGAUGGAGAACUGAGAAUGACAGGACUUUAUCUGCACCAAUUAUGAGCAGUGGCUUCUCUCCUGCCCAUAACCUGGUGUCAUAAACAUUAUUUGUUAAGAAUUAAUAACAAUUGUUUUCAGCAUGAAUACCCACAUUUUCAAACAGAGGUGAUAGUGGGGUCUCAGACCUUUGAGCAGGAGGGCUGAGGAUAUCAAGUUUGUCUCAAAUUAGGUGUGGAAACCCAUGUGUUCCCCACCCUCCCCCAUGUUUCUAAUGUGACAUGAACGUUACCUGCCCUGGAAUGUCUUUAGCUAUUUCAAAGUGUUCUCUAUCUUAGGUUGGGGUUUAUGCUUUUUAUCUUCUUCUCCUAGCCUUUGUCUUCCAACUUAGCAUUUUUGUUGAUGUGAAUCAAGCCUUUUUUAUCUGUGAUCUACAUCAUUCUCCUUCAGAUUGCAGCAAGUAACCCCAAUAUUGAACAGAAUAUAACUUCUCCUUCAGGUUGCAGGAAUCCUUUCCUUUGGUCUUUCCACCAAACAACCCUGAAAGCUGAAGAGAAGGUAACUGCCACCCCGUUGCGUCAGCAGCCUGGCACUGGGCUCCGUAAGAUAGGUCUGACUGAACUGAGAUUUUCUUUGUUCUGGGGCUCUUUUUAAGGGGCCAUUUGAGUACCUUCGUUGGAAGAAGGUACUGCAACUGCAUGCCCUAACAAAAAAGGAUCUACAUCUCUGAUCGGAAAACCAUUCAGAAAGGAAAACUCAUGGAUCUCACAAGCACAGUCAUCAUCCCGCUGCUUUUUGGCAGCUUGGGGAUCUUUGGCCUUUUCCGGCUAUUGCAGUGGAUGCGGAUGCGAGCUUACCUCCAGGGAGCAGUGGUUGUGAUCACAGGGGCUACCUCUGGCCUGGGAAAAGAAUGUGCAAAAGCCUUCCAUGCAGCUGGCUCCCAGCUGGUGCUCUGUGGCAGAGACAGCGAGAAACUCAAAGACCUGGUACAGCAGCUUUCUACCAUGACCAAUCACCGAAAGAACACACACAAACCUCACACUGUGAUAUUUGACCUCUCGGAUACUAAAACUGUCCUAAAUGCUGCUGAAGAGAUCCUGAAGUACCUGGGUCACGUGGACAUACUGAUCAACAAUGCAGGCAUCAGUUUCCGAGGCACAAUUGUGGACACGGGACUGGAUGUGGAUAAGAAAGUGAUGGAAACAAAUUAUUUUGGUCCUAUAGCUCUCACCAAAGCACUUCUCCCCUCCAUGAUCAAGAGGAGACAAGGCCACAUUGUGGCUAUCAGCAGUGUGCAAGGCAAAAUAAGCAUUCCUUUCAGAUCCGCAUAUGCUGCCUCUAAGCAUGCUACCCAGGCCUUCUUUGAUUGUCUACGAGCAGAGGUAGAGCAGUAUGACAUUGACGUGACGGUUGUGAGCCCUGGAUACAUUCAGACAAACCUCUCUCUCAAUGCUGUAACAGCAGAUGGAUCUCGCUAUGGAGUUAUGGACAAGAACACCGCCGAAGGACAGACAGCCGCAGAGGUCGCUCAGGUGGUUCUCAAUGCAGUGGGACAGAAGAAGAAGGAAGUUCUUGUAGCUGGCCUGACACCCUCCCUGGCUAUCUACCUGCGAAACCUCUUCCCCAGGCUCUUCUUCACCUUAAUGGCAGCUAGAGCAAAAAAGGAGAGAAAAGCAAAGGACUCUUAGAGCGCAGCUCAUUCGAGCAGUAACUGUAGGGGGAGGCGAACCCCCUGCAGUUCAGCUGGGACGUCAGCAGAGAGGCUGCCGCAGGAAAAACCUUUCUCAAAAUGCUGCAAUUUACCAUUGCGUGGGGAGUGGGACAUGGUUUCCCCCACAUCAGGGCAGGCCCACUUGCUGGAAGACAGCACAUAACCCUCACCUCAAGAAGGGCGCUCGGACAAAGGGGGAGAGCUGAGGCUGCCGGGGAGGGUAACUCGAGGGAACGCAGCUUGCAGCAGGGGAGGCCCACGUGCUGGAAGACCUCGC